UCCCUGCUUGGCAACGGAACGUUAAAUUCACCUCACAUUUUCACCCCACAAAAAGUUUUAAGCCUCGUCCGAGUUGCCGUCGAAACCACUCACCACCUCUACCUCACCUCCAGCUCGUCGCAAUACCUACCACCACCUACCACCACCCCAAUCCCCUCCCCUAGCACCCCACACAAAACCUACAACCAUGAGUUUCGGCGGCUUCAACCCUCUCGGCGGCCGCGGCUCAAACGAGAACAUGACAGCCGAGGACCUGCAGCAACAGAAGAUGAUCAAGCUCAUGCAAUCAUCGAUGGAGUCGUGCCCGGUCAAGACGGUGCUCUCCGGCGGCGCCGGCUUCGCGCUCGGCGGAGUAUUCGGUCUGUUCAUGGCGUCGAUGUCGUACGACACGCCGAUGUCGGGGGCCGCCGGCACCACGCCCAUCACUUCGCUGCCGCUGCGCCAGCAGCUCAAGGUCGGCUUCAAGGAUAUGGGCGUGAGGUCGUGGAGCUCCGCGAAGAACUUCGGCAUGGUCGGCGCUAUCUUCUCGGGUACUGAGUGCUGCAUCGAGGGAUUCAGGGCGAAGAAUGAUAUCUACAAUGGUGUCGCUGCUGGGUGCUUGACUGGUGGCGCGCUGGCGGCGAGUGCCGGGCCCCAGGCGGCGGCGUUGGGUUGUGCGGGUUUUGCCGCGUUCAGUGCGGCGAUCGAUUACUACCUUCGCAUGGAUUGAGCGGCGAGGGGGUGAGGGUGUCGGUGACGUGUGGGUACGGUGCCGGGAGUGUACAGUCGCGUAGGCAUGUUAUUCUCUUCUCAAAAUGGGCUUUGCGGGAGUUGGGUUUUCGUUUGCUUUUCGCUGGGUUGGGGCAUUUGUACUAUAGAUACGGUUCGUUUGGGGUUUGGGGUUGGCGGGGAACUGUUACCCAUAAUAGAUGGCUGGAUGAUAAAUGGGAGA
Tricharina praecox is the source of this 931-nucleotide messenger RNA. Its product is annotated as Tim17/Tim22/Tim23/Pmp24 family-domain-containing protein. Gene Ontology annotation, cellular component: TIM22 mitochondrial import inner membrane insertion complex. The coding region runs from base 188 to 709 and encodes 173 amino acids. Gene Ontology annotation, biological process: protein insertion into mitochondrial inner membrane. The record is from RefSeq and is a predicted model, not a curated record. The transcript is spliced from 2 exons. NCBI's taxonomy places the organism in Eukaryota, Fungi, Ascomycota, Pezizomycetes, Pezizales, Pyronemataceae. Gene Ontology annotation, molecular function: transmembrane protein transporter activity.